Molecule: messenger RNA, 2739 nt
Organism: Aureobasidium pullulans EXF-150
Lineage: Eukaryota; Fungi; Ascomycota; Dothideomycetes; Dothideales; Saccotheciaceae
Product: poly A polymerase C-terminal region-like protein
Exons: 2
Coding region: 1-2739 (912 amino acids)
Biological process (GO): tRNA 3'-terminal CCA addition
Molecular function (GO): RNA binding; ATP:3'-cytidine-cytidine-tRNA adenylyltransferase activity
Source: RefSeq, a predicted model, not a curated record
AUGUCUCCUGCUUUGAUUCGUACAAGACAGUCGCCUGAGCCUGUACAAGAAUUCAUCAAACGUCGAAAGCUCAGCUCUGCUCGUGCUUUCAACACCGCCAACAUGUCCACAAGUUCUCGUGUUUUGGAGCUCACCGAAGUUGAGGAAAACCUGCGCACUCUCCUAAUCGAUGUUGCCAAAUACAUUGAUAACUCUCCCGGACAUGCUUCAGAAAGUCAAGUUCCCCUUCCUGAUGAGCUCGCGAAACAACCUCUUGUUCUGAGAUGGACCGGUGGUUGGGUCCGUGACAAACUUCUCGGUGUUGCGAGCCAUGACAUUGAUGUGGCCAUUAACAAGAUGACUGGUUUCCAAUUCGGUCUGAGACUGAAGGAGUACCUUGAGAUUCCUGGAAAUCCCGAAAAAUAUGGCCUAGAGGGUGUGGCUAGUAACGAGUCUCAAUCAAAAAAGGCCGAAUCUGGAAAGAGCAAAAUCGUUGGCGGCCUACACAAGAUCGAAGCAAACCCGGAAAAGUCGAAGCACUUGGAAACUGUCACAACAAAAAUCCUGGGUCUCGAUAUCGAUCUGGUCAACCUACGCAAGGAGACAUAUUCCGAAGACAGCAGAAACCCUCAGAUGGAAUUUGGCACCCCUGAAGAAGAUGCUCUUAGACGUGAUGCGACCGUCAACGCCAUGUUCUACAACAUCACCACUCGUGAGAUUGAGGACUUCACCGGUAAAGGCCACAGCGAUAUGGCUCAGAACAUCAUUCGCACACCACUCGAACCUUACCAAACCUUCAAAGACGACCCCCUUCGUGUUCUGAGAUUGAUCAGAUUUGCCAGCAGACUCAACUACACCAUCGAGUCCGAGGCAAGGAAAUGGAUGAAGGAUGCCGAGAUCAAGAGUGCUCUCCAAGCAAAGAUCAGUCGUGAGAGAGUGGGAGUAGAAUUGGAAAAGAUGCUGAGAGGUCCUGAUCCACUCAUGGCUCUGAACCUGAUUGACCAGCUCACCCUCUACUCUACCAUCUUCUCGGACCCUGUUCAGGACCAGAGCAAGGUCUACACACCGGAUACGGACAACUGGACUACCGUCAUCAACUUUGUUCAGGAGAUUCUUUCGUCCAAGACCGGCGACAUCCUGGUUCGUGAUGCAGAAGAAAGAUAUCUUGUAUGGCUCUUGUCGGCAAUGGUCCCUUACAGAGAUGCUCCCUCCCCUCCACAAAUCGAGGGCAAGAAGCCGCCACCCCCUAUUGCCACCACUGUCGCACGCGAAGGCUUCAAGGCUACCAAUAACGUAUGCACAGUCAUCACCAAUUCCAUCAAGAAUCACUCCGAAAUCUCAAUGAUGGUAAGCAACUCUUACGGACGAAAGCGCCCAGCACGUGAAGAGUUGGGAAUGGCCAUUCGCCGCUGGGGUUCUACAUGGAGAUCACAGACAGCCUUCGCCCUGCUAGUCAACGUUGCCGAUGAGCCGUCUGCUGCCAACUCUCAUCUUUCUGCAUUCUCCAACUUCCUCGAGUACGUUCAUGAGCUGGACCUUCUCGACGUCCACGCGCUCAAGCCUAUCCUUGAUGGUAAAGCCUUGACCAAAGCUCUCGGCGUGCCAACUGGCCCAUGGAUGAAGGACGCCCUCGACGUAGUCAUGCGCUGGCAACUGCGUAACCCUGGCAAGAAGGACACUGCCGAAGCUGUUGAAGAAGUCCGCAUCGCCAAAGACCAAUCCCCAACUCCUGGUGAGCUCACAGCAGACCUCAUGACAUAUUUCCUCCAGCUUACCAUUCGCCCGCUGUUUGUAAAGACACAAACACAGCAGGUAACAAGUCAAGGGCGUAAGGUGCAAACCACCGUCCUACCUAAAAAGUUUGAGCGAAAUCAGGAAGAAAAGACAUGGAAAGGAAGAGAUAGUUACGCACUAGACUUGCUUCGAUGGGUCAUCGUUGCUGCAGAUGCUAGUCUGGUGGAAAAGAACUGGCACGCGAUAGUGCCACCGUUACUCAGCAUUCUUGACGAUGUCGACACGGAAUACAAAGCUCAAGGUUGCGAACUGCUGAAAAUGUUACUGGACAAGACACCGCCAUCUUUGUUGAAACGCACUGGUCUGGGAGAAGUUUUUGAAGAAGUCCUGAUGCCGUGUCUAGGCUACCUACCUAAUCUGACACCUGAAGACCAAAGUGCUCGUCUACUUACUGUCGCCUACCCUGCUCUCCUAUCACUCUCUGCUGCUCUGGACGACUCUUUGACCGCUCAAAACUCGCAGAAGCCAUCUCAACGGCUGAAGCUACUAGACAAUUUGGUCCGCAAAGGUGUCUUGAUGACCUUUACCUACUGUCCGGAACAUGCCAAAGUCACCACAGUCACAACCUCAAGUCUAUCUGCCAUUCUCAGCUCGCUAGGUUUGGAUUCUAUCAAACAUCUUCCUUUCAUUCUACCCAUGCUUUCUUCCAUCCUUACACACCCUUUCGUCACUGCUUCUCCACCUCUUUUGCUUUCGUCGAUCAAAGCAUUGCAAGCGAUCAUCCUUAACACAUGGCCCAGGAUGCACGUUCACAAGACAGAAAUCUUGAAAUGUGUGACGGUUCCGUGGAUAAGGAUGCAAGAGGAGCAAGUAAAGGGAGAAGACUUUGACAAGAUCAAGGAGGAGUGUAAGGUUGUGUUCGAGAUGCUUAGAGAUGCUCUCCAGGAACAUGCUGAUGAGUUUCAAGAAGACGUCGAAGAGUUGAUCAAAGUGGAUCCGAGAUUGGCAGGGUUGUUCGCUGGCUAG